Neltuma alba is the source of this 1089-nucleotide messenger RNA. RefSeq lists its product as uncharacterized. The record is from RefSeq and is a predicted model, not a curated record. Bases 60 to 1013 code for a protein of 317 amino acids. NCBI's taxonomy places the organism in Eukaryota, Viridiplantae, Streptophyta, Magnoliopsida, Fabales, Fabaceae. The transcript has 4 exons.
UCGGUCGUCAAAUAGAUUCCAGAACUUAAAUUGGUAAUGGAUGUAACGUCGCGAGGGUGAUGCAUAGCAUGCCAAUUACCAAAGCAGUGAUGUCUGACAAACGUGAAGGUGAAACCCAAACAUUGGUGGAGGCGGCGCUUCGUGUGCUGAACACCGCCGACCCAUUCGAGAAGGCUCGUCUCGGUGACCUCUUUGCUUCUCAGUGGCUCCAAGGCUCCGCCGCCAUCGUUCACCCCUAUGAUCCUUCGGUGCACUUCGCCGUUCCUGACCGCCCCGCCAGGCUCUCUAACGUCAAGUUGGUGGCACCAGGCCACAUGCCGAAGCUGGGUAAAGCGGGCAGCUUGCAGAGUAGGCUAGCCAUUGUGCAUAGCCUUGCUCACACUGAAAGCUGGGCCAUCGAUUUAUCUUGGGAUAUUAUUGCUCGAUUUGGUAAGCAAGAGGCAAUGCCUAAAGACUUCUUUACAGAUUUUGUGAAGGUGGCACAAGAUGAAGGGCGACACUUCACUCUUCUUGCUGCUCGUCUUGAGGAGCUAGGUUCUUAUUAUGGAUCAUUACCGGCCCAUGAUGGCCUUUGGGACUCAGCCAUGGCAACUUCCAAGCAUUUAUUGGCACGCUUAGCUGUUGAACAUUGUGUUCAUGAGGCUAGAGGACUUGAUGUACUGCCUACAACGAUCUUGCGAUUCCGCAAUGGUGGUGAUGACAUUACAGCCGAUUUACUGGAAACUGUGAUUUACCCAGAAGAGAUUAACCAUUGCGCUGCUGGAGUGAAAUGGUUCAAGUAUCUCUGCAGCAGAUAUAGGAAUCCGGCCACUGAAGAAGGUCGAGAAAUAAUCGAUGCAGAAGAAAGUGAUACCACAGCAGAUGAGAGGCAAGUGAUUCAAGAGUUUCAUGACAUAGUGAGAAAGUAUUUCAGAGGACCUUUAAAACCACCUUUCAAUGAGGAGGCAAGAAAAGCUGCUGGAUUUGGUCCAGAUUGGUAUGAACCUCUUGCUUCAAAAGAAGCAAAUUCAUGACAAGGAUAGUUCUGUUAUUUGUUACAAACGUCAUCGCUGUAAAAGAAAUGUUAGUUCCUUCGUUGGAAGAUCUUAA